This is a messenger RNA of Meloidogyne enterolobii, 308 nucleotides long. Lineage: Eukaryota; Metazoa; Nematoda; Chromadorea; Rhabditida; Meloidogynidae. The record is from the annotation of a GenBank genome assembly.
UUUUAAUGGAACCUUUUGGAAUAAGCUACAGACCGGGUGAAUUUCAAAACCCAAAAUGUGAGCGUUGCGAGCAGGAAAUAAAAACUGGGGAAAAGUUGGUUAUGGACCGGAAAACGAUUCACAAGGGUUGCUUCAAAUGUGCUAUUUGUGAUAAAAUAUUAGAACAUGGCUCUUCCGGCUUGGAUAAUGGAUUGGCUAAAUAUGGUCCUAUUUGGCUUUGUCGUCCACAUUUGCUAUUAGAUCCAACAACUAAAGAACAAAUGGUAGCCCAAAAAGGAUUUAAACAACGAGGUGCUAAGAAAAAAUAA